This is a messenger RNA of Porites lobata, 5842 nucleotides long. NCBI's taxonomy places the organism in Eukaryota, Metazoa, Cnidaria, Anthozoa, Scleractinia, Poritidae. The record is from the annotation of a GenBank genome assembly.
AUGAAUUCAUUGUUUUUGUCUCCUAGCACAUCUAGUGUAACUUUGUCAUCAAGACUUUUUUCUGCCUCUGCUUCAACGAGAUCAACAACCUCAGAACACUAUAACAAAGUAGUGAAGGAGAAAACGAAGUGCAAGCAGUCUACUUCCAAAUCCACUGACGCUGGGAAAAAGGAGAGAAUAGAAAGACGAGAAACAAAGUCUUGUCCAAGCCGUUCAGUAGAUGCAAAGGUUGACAAAAAGAAAGACAAGAAAAUCGAUGUAGAAGAGGUUCCACGGGCCAUGUCUGUCUUUGGCAAAUACAAUGGGAAAGGCUCGGAAUGUAAGCCCACAGCUUGGUUUAACUUUCCCCAGGAAACAAGCGUCGGUGUUAUUAAUUCUUUUGUUUGUGAUGCAAUGAAUGAAAAGCCAAUGUGCUAUUCGAUAAAUGUCAAGAAAGGAGAAACUGUACCAAAUCUAUUACGGCAUAACUUGGAAGUCAGGGUAGGGCAAAAUGGUGUUAUCAGGACACAGAGAAAGAAAGAUACAGUGAUGUCUGAGGUUUGUCAAGUAGAUGCUAGACAAGGAAAGAAAAGGACUGCCCCUUUAUCCUGGGAAGAACAGCUUCAAUGGCAUGAUGUAAGUAUUGCUGGGUAGCAGGACUCAAAAAAACUUGAAUUACAGCUUGCAGCUCUCAUAUUUUGCUUGCACAGGGCCACUUCUUGCUGGUCUAAGUUAAUGAUUUUGCUAUAAGAUGACUUCCUUGCUCAGCAAGAAAAUCUACUUGUCCUAGGACUGAAAAAUGGAUGGGACUUUUUUCUGGCUGCUGCUUCUCCCUCACUACUUUUGAGGAGGAGAGAAGGGAUAGGCGUAAAUAUGUUUGCAUUUUAGGGCUCUUACAAAGCCUCAUUCAGUCAUCCAGGGGAAGUAGAUUUUCUUGCUGGGCAAAGAUUGAACAUUUUACCUCUGGUGAUCAUUUUAUUUGUAAUGUCCACUCAUAAUAGCUACUUUAAAAGCACAAAACUCAUAUCCAUUCUGGACUCGGACUUUAAUCAACACUGCUUACACGUUACACAGAAAAACGGUAUAAGAAAGUCAUCACAGAAUGAUUCGCUGAAACAGAAAUGAGGUUAUUACUACAAAGGCGAUAUGACUGAACUAUGACCAACUAAAGAUGCGUAUUUACAAGUUGUUGUGCCUCUGAAAGUGAACAAAACCUGAUCUCAUAACAAAACAAUAACAAAUAUGUGCUCUGUGGGAAAGUGCACCCUCGAUCUUUAGGUAUGCGGUCACCACUUCGUGUAACAUGCUCAUUGUCUCCAACAUUAUUGAUUCCCAUAACUUUUCUCUUGAUGACGUAUUGUAAAGGUUGUUAAGAGAGAAUUGAUGUUGAUCACUCUUGAGGCUUGAAGGUUGAGCUAACUGUUAUUUUUCUGACCUAAGACCAGUAGGUGACCAUGUCAUGAAUAAUUUCCCAUAAUUUCAACUAUGUACAAUAAUUUAUGCACAAAUAUAUGAGAUGCAAAAUCGCCAAUAGCAAAAGAUUGUGAUGCAAAAAGAGAAAAUAGAUGGGGUUUGAAUUAACUCAAGUCAUAUUUCACACCUCCUUGAGAAAAGAAUCAGUUUUUAGAGUGUUAAUUUGCAAUAAGAGGUUCAACUCAUUAAUUCCUACUUUAUUUUACAGGCAUGUGUUAUUUCAGCAGAAGCACCUACAGAUAAAAGUGCAUCUUCUGAGGUAAAAUAAACUUUUAAGAGAUAUUAAAAAAUGUUUAAAGUUUCACAUUUGUUUUCUAGAAUGAUAACCAUUUUUUUCUAUUUAAGGGCCUGAGAGAACAGCCAACAUUUUGUAACACCCCCACUGGUUUUCUGUGCAAAAUGACAUCUGAGGAAUGGCUACAACUACACGGAUCUGGCUAGUGCUUUAGAUCGGUUGUGACAAUGAUAAGGGAAAUUUUCUUCAACCAAUCUAACCUGUUCCAGGCUCCAAGAUAGUCGGGUCCACGGGGAUUGAGAAAGCGCAACAUAAAAAUAAAAUAGGAGGAAACGUUCUCUUUCGCUUCUUCCCCACUCUAUCUUCCCACUAUCUCAUUCUGAGAGCCUGGAACAGGCUACAACCAACCAGAAGCACUGUCAAGAUUUGGAUGGUGACAAGUCAUUAGUAUGGAAUUUAUGGGCUUGUUCCAGACAGAUGUCUUUUUACAGGGAAAAUCCCGAAAUGUCAGGUGUUGUCGGUCCAGUUGUGGAUCUGUUAUGGGUCUAUAAGUGUUAAUUUGUUUGUGUGCUGGCUUCAAAAACCACUUUUUCCUAUGAUGCUCACACAAGAAAUUAUUUUUUGCAGAUAAACAGCUCUGUUUUUGACAUAAAUUUUUCUUUUUCAUGAUUUUAAACCUGCAGCUAUUUUUAAAAGUGAAAAAUUAGUUGUCGUUUUUUGUAAAUUUUCUAGGUGAGGGUAACUCAGGGAUUAAUGCUUAACAAAUCUGGGUUCUUGAAUUUUUAAAACAUAGGCAUUAAUAAAUUUUACCUAAACUUGUUUUCAGCUUUAGAUUCAAGCUUGGUUUUCACUAUUGCCUUAAAAAUGCCUAAGUGAAAGAAUAAGAGUCCUUGUUAUAUUCCUAGACUUUCACUCAAUUAAAAAGGGACUGCCAUUGGUUGAUUAUUGGUGACGUGCCCUUGAAUAAAUUCAAAUGUAUCUUGGUCUUGUAACCUACCAACGUAGAUGUAUUUCUGGUCGUCGCUUCUCUCGACCCUAGACUAGACGUUAGGGAGCUUUAGCAACAACGACGGCGACCGUCGGACGGCAACGAGAACGGCAAAAAAAACAAUAGGCUUGAUUAGCAAAACAACAACUUUGCACGUGUAUCACACUUUUUGGUACAUUUCUUUGCCUUUACUGCACGACUACGACGUGAAAAUGCCUAAUUUUACGAUUUAUGGAGAACGUGAACAAGCGACGACGAAUUUUCCUUUCUCUUUCAAAGCUUGAGUCCGGUCCCCAAGAAAUCAACUGCAGUGAAAUUCGCCCACAUUUGACAUUUUCAGUGAAUUGGAAUAAACGCGACUAAGUUUGAAAAAACGCCGGCGAAUUCAUUUUAAAAGUGACUUUUUCGCUGCCGUCGCCGUCGUCGAUGCUAAAGCUCCCUGUUAUUUUUCGGGUGGAGAGUAGCGAUGACUGGAAAUACGUCUAUAUUCACAGGCUACUGAUCAUUCUGCUCAGGAUACAACAGCACGUGAUAAAACCAUGAUGGAAAGUGCAGUGACAUGAGACACGGAAAACACUGACAGUUUUCACUCUGGUGAAUGUUUACAACAACACAAACAUGACGCCUUCAGCUGAAGCCUCAAGCAAAGUUAAAGCAUGCCUUCUGCUUGCGUUGCAUUGCUAGUGAAAACUAUGCUGUUGAAAGGUUAACGUAGAUCGAGGGGUUUCAUCAUCGGACUUUCCCAUAAAGAACUUAACAUUUACCGGUACGAGGACAUAAUUAAUUAAUGAAUAAAUUAGCAACGUUCAACCGUUUUUAGCCCAAACAGUUAUCAGUGGAGUCUGUUUAGAAUUUGUGGUAAUUAAAAAUGAUAAUAGGAAUACUGUAAUGACUGAAUUAAAGAAUUGAACUGAUAAUGUCCUUACCCCAUAAACAUCUAUAAAAGACAUUGCUAACACUUUAAUUUUCUACAUUUUGACUCAUCCAGUCAAGCGAUCAUAGAACUACAUCAGCGGGCGAAGUAUAACGUUUGCAUUCAUUCUUUUUCAAACUGUUAAAGGUAAAUCUCAGGUUUGUGGAAAUUGAAUACUAAACUUUUAGCAGUGUAAGCAAAAAAUAUUUAUUAUUAUAACUUAUAAAACUUAAAAGUGUGAAGGGUGAUGCGGGUGGGUAGAUUUUGUCCCCAACACUUAUCACAAAAGAGUGUUUUCAGGUCUUUCACCAUGAUAUAUCUACAAUACAACUAAUAUUACAACUAAUACCCGUUUUUCAAAUAGUAAAAAAUAAAAAUUUGUAUUGUAAACUCUCUAGACUAUACAUGCAAGUCCCUUGCAGCUUUAAAUCAAAAUGAAUGAGGCAAAGCAAAUAAUUUGGGGUUAAACAGCCUUAAAGCAAAAUUAAUAAAGUAAAGCAAAUAUUUUUAGGUUAAAUAGAAUAUUUAUGGCGUAAAAACGUGACGAUGAUGAUAAGGAAGUCGGUGAUUGACGGGGACAAUGGCGGUGAUGAUGAUGAUGAUGAUGAUGAUGAUGAUAGGGACCUUAAGCAAAGACGACGUCGACGGCAGUGAAAACAUCACGAAAAAAAUGAAUUUGCGUCUUUUCAAACUUUAUCGCGUCUAUUUGGAACCGCUCAAUUCGUCAAAUGUGGGCGACGUUUCCUGGAGUUGAAUUCUUAAGGGCUUUAUCCAUGUUCAAAUAGAGAAGGGAAAAUUGUCGUCGUAUGUCCACCCAUGUCCUCCAUAAAACGUCGCAUUGGGAGGUUUCACGUCGUAGUCGUGCAGUGGACGUCAAAGAAAUGUACUAAAAAGCGUGAUGCACGUGCAGAGUUGUUGUUUUGCUCAUAGAACCAAUUGUUUUAUGACGUUGUUGUUGUUGUUGUUGUUGUCGUCGCUGCUUAAGGUCCCUAAUGAAGAUGACCACGACGACGACAAUGAUGAUGAUAAUGAUGAUGAUUAGAUUUAUUAGAAUUAUAAGUAACAACAGACCAGACAUAAAACAUGCAUGUGAUUUCGGACUUGUUCCUAUUCUUUUCAGAACUUAUGCGAAACACAUCCAGUUGUCUUUCACGCGACGAAACCAAGGGAACAGGAAAAAUGUUCGAAAGGAGACGAGGUUAAAAACCAUUCAUCGACUUACAAAGUGGGCUUAGAGAGCCGCUGGGUUUAUCCAGAUCGAAGAAACUUAAUUUCUUCGGUCGAGAAGUGUAUUAUCUCUGUCGAAGUCGAGGAUACAAGAAGCGGGGACAGGAAGGAUACUGGUGAAAGAAAAUGCCACACUCAGAAUCUUAGCGGAAAUGAAACGACGCAAGAUUUUAACCUUGUUGAGAGUAUUUCAAAGAAAGUUAGUUUCGAGGACGAAGGUACCGUUGCUAGUAAAACUAUCACAGAUGUAACGGAGAAAGAUUUAAGUGAUAAAAGUAAAAAGGAAAUGUUGGAGGAAGAUACAAAGACUUCAACAAAAGUUGAUGAUACUAGAAAGAGCAAUUUUCAACCGGACGUUGCUGGGAAAGCCCGCCCGAAGACAAGUCACGAGAGAUCGCGAAAAGAUGGCGAAGAAGCGACAAUGGACAUUGAGAAGCUGCGACGACCGCACACAGCUCCGGCUGCUCCUCCGUCGAGCCCUAGAGUUUACUUUGAUUCACGAUUUAAUAAUUGCGUUCCCAUCAAAAUACCAACUUCGCAAGGGGAGGUUGAAAAUAGCAGCAGUUUUUUGUCAGUGGACAAUCAAGCAAGUGAAGAAAAAGACUCGUUUAUUGAGCUCAAUCAAAGCUCAAGUUCCGAAGAUGAAAACGAAAAUGAUUACGGUAUAGGUGAGGAUUGCCCUACUUUUUCAAUACAAGUAUCACCGAGUUCUUGUGAAAAAGGUGCCUUCCAAGGUGACGGCGCCACACCGAUAAAACGGGUAACGUUUUGUAAAUCAGCGCCGAUCGUAAGAACUGUACCUCGGCUUGAAAAAGCUAGAGUCCCGCGGGCGAGGUCGUCGAGUUCAAAUAGACCCCCUCAGCCGAUUGUUAUUGAGGCGGAAACAGCACUGGAGUUACCCAAACAUCUACCGCCCGCCCAAGCACUUGUAGCUCUGAGGAAGAAAAUUCGCGACGAUUUAGCCCAUCAGAAUCAUGAAUUGCAAUUGGAUAUUCAACAGUUGUACUUGAGAAAACAUUUAGAGUAG